Aspergillus clavatus NRRL 1 is the source of this 807-nucleotide messenger RNA. RefSeq names its product Fig1 domain-containing protein. The record is from RefSeq and is a predicted model, not a curated record. The transcript has 4 exons. NCBI's taxonomy places the organism in Eukaryota, Fungi, Ascomycota, Eurotiomycetes, Eurotiales, Aspergillaceae. Gene Ontology annotation, cellular component: mating projection tip; membrane. Gene Ontology annotation, biological process: conjugation with cellular fusion. Bases 1 to 807 code for a protein of 268 amino acids.
AUGGCUCUCAAACUCGGUCCCGGGUUUGCCCGGUUCAUUUCAAUGGUCGGUUAUCACCAUGUGCUCAUGGUCAUCAUUGCCGUGGCAAUCAUUCUUCUAUCCCUACUUCUCGCCGGAUGUUCGUCAUCAUCACCACAGAUUCCUGAUAUAUUCUUGAUUUCCUUGUACUAUGAGCAUUACAACCCUGUCUUUGAUCGCGCGCAGGUGGCUCCUGGCGUGGUCACAGCCACUGCGAACAUCGUUGGAGGUGCAGAGAUGGAGGUACGCGUGGGCUACUUCGGCAUCUGUGUCCAACCGGACCGCGGCUCCUACAUCUGCAAUUCGAAUGCCACUGCGUUGGCUGAGAUUGUCACCGUCGAUCAAGAUCCAUUGAACCUGAUCUGGGUUGCAUCGACGUUCAAGGACGCGGUAGUCUUCCCAUAUCUUCUAAUCGUUGCCGUCAUUCUUGCUUUCCUCUGCUUUGUUCUCCUUGCCACCUUCCCCGGAUGGCAUGAGGAGAUCGAUGCCUCCGGCUCGGAAGCAGAGGUCAAGCCAAUACCGUCUCGGCCUGUCUCGCAAGUCGCCCUGGCCUUAACCUUCAUUGCAUCUGUCUUCGUGCUCGUAUCCGUGCUAUGGCAGCACACAGCAUCAGUCGCAGCCACAACAAUAGCCCAGGACAUGGGCAACGGGAGCGUCAAGUCCGGGGUAGGAAGCUCCGCCAUGGUCCUUGGCUGGUUCGGAUUCGUCCUGCUAGUGAUUGUGACGAUAGGUCUAUUAGUGAUGAUUCUCAGCGCCAAGUUGAUAGCGCAGUUGACGGACGAUGCAUAA